AAGCGUCGUUGAAUUAUCGAGUAUUUUCCAGGAUAUUAAACAGAAUUGCUUCGUCUAACGUCAUCAGCCGUUGAGGUAUUCGAGGGAGGAAAUGUGCGAUACACGAUAAAAAAUGCGAUCGAAGAUUUGUUUGAUUAAUAUCUGCAUUCGGCACAAAUGCACGAACGUGCAGGAUGGAAUUUCCAAGAAGAGUCAGUGGAAGAAGGUUCGUCUAAAGACUGCGCAAGAUGCGAAAGUCCACCGAGAGGAAGCUCCAACCUCGAAAAAUGCCGGACAAUCCGCAUCGAACUCUAUUUAUAAUUCGCCUGCGAUACCCGACAAUUUCGAGGCGGGUUUCUGCAAAUUCGCCAAAUUCGAAGUCAUGUUGAACAAAUCGGGUAAUAAUGUGCAGGUUUCGGAAGAACUGAAAGUGGUCGAAAGAAUAAAUGUAGAAAUGCAGACGCAAUCGACUGAAUUGUUGCAUCAACAAUUGUUAUCUCACAAUAAUUCUCAGAAAUCAAAAGAAUCUCCGAAAAAUAAUACAAAUGUUGGUAUUAAUUUGAGAAAGGAUACUGCUAGAGUUAAUGAAGUUAAUAUGCAAAUGCUGCCCAAAUUAUUGCAUGAACAAUUGUUCGGGAAGGAUAAUAAGCAAGAACGUCUCCCUGAAGAGGAAAUCAACAGCAUCAAGAAAAAUUUAAGCACAUAUGGCAUAAAUGUGGAAGACGCAACCAGGUUAUCCGAUGUAAACUUGAAGUUACCAAUUUUGGAAGGGAAAGAUAUAGAGGAACAUUUUUACAACAUUGGAAGAGCACAAGUUAAGCCAUACCUGAAGAUCAUAAAUGAAAUUAUAAAGGAUAUUCCAGAGAUGCCGAAACAGUGGCUUUUCAAAGAAGGCUGGACCAGAUAUACAGCAGAUGGUAGGGUGGAAAGUGUAGAUUAUCCGUUGGAAGAUGGAGUAGUUUUCGAUAUUGAAGUUUGCAUGAAGCAGGGUCCUUUGCCUACUCUCGCCACUGCAGUCAGUAAUAAAGCUUGGUACAGUUGGGUAUCAAAUUCUUUGGCGCAGGGUAUCGGUCAGAUGUUUGACACACAGUUGUGUACACCUAGUCUGCUUAUUCCUAUGGAAAGUAAUAAAGACGAGUAUGGAUACAAAUUGAAUCAACACCAGAAGAAGCCAAAGAUCAUAGUAGGUCACAAUGUUUCAUUUGACAGAAGCAGAAUUAAAGAGCAAUAUUGGAUGAAUUGUACUGGAAGUCGUUUUCUCGAUACUAUGUCGUUACAUAUAUGUGUUAGUGGUCUUAAUAGCUACCAGAGAUCGUUGUUAUUAUCUAAGAAAACGGAUUCGGAGAAGGAUAGCUGGCAAUCCAACACAUCGCUGAACAGCUUGUUAGAAGUGCAUAAGCUCUAUUGUGGCUAUGAGAUAAGUAAGGAAUCGAGAGACAUAUUUGUUGAAGGUACUAUCGAAGAUGUUAAAAAUAAUUUUGAUAUGUUGAUGACUUACUGUGCCAGUGACGCUGUCGCCACUCACAAUGUUCUACGCAAUUUAUUUCCGCUUUUUCAGGAGAGGUUUCCUCAUCCUGUUACUCUAGCUGGAAUGUUAGAACUCGGCUCCGCAUACUUACCGGUGAAUUCUAAUUGGCAGCGAUACUUGGAGGAAUCAGAAUCCACUUUUGACGAUUUAAAUUACGAAGCCAAGUUCACUCUCGCUAAGAGAGCCGACGCCGUUUGCCACCUCAUGCACGAGGAAAGAUAUAAAGAAGAUUUGUGGAUGUGGGAUCAAGAUUGGAGUACACAGGAAAUUAAGAUAAAGAAUAAAGUGUCCUCAUCAAGAGCAAAACUUGCCAAUGUAGAAAAUAUAAGAGAAGAGUUAGACAAGAAAGAGCAAUCAGACAAUAAGAGAUAUUUAUCGGAUGACGAAGAAGAUGAAGAGGAUUCUCUGGCGAAGGAGUUUGCUUAUUUGGAGGAGACUAGGCACUUGUUACCUGUUAGAAUGCCCCAUAUGCCAGGAUAUCCAGCCUGGUAUAGAAAACUCUGUCCUAAACCAAGCGACGAAAAUUGGAUGCCGGGUCCUCAAAACAUCAGCACGUCCAUGCAAGUAGUUCCAAAACUGUUAAAUCUGACAUGGGAAAAGUAUCCAUUGCAUUACAUAAGAGAUCAUGGUUGGGGAAUUCUGGUGCCUUUCAACGACGAUUCCGACAUUGAGACUAAACUACCGCUGAAAAAUCUUUUAGGACACUGCCCAUUGCCAACAUCCAACAGCUCUAGGGACACAUCCGGAGACGCGAUGUCUACCUUGAGCACCGAUGUACAGAACGAUCUUCACAAGACGGAAUUCUGGCGGUUUAAGAAGAAGCAGGACGGGCCGGACAAUAAGAUAUACAAGGGCACCGGCGUGUGGUGCAACAUCGUCAUUGACGACUGUUGCUACUUCUUCAAGCUACCGCACAAAGACGGUGCCAGUAACAACGUCGGUAACCCGCUCGCCAAGGACUUUCUCAAUAAAUUUUCCGAGAAUGUACUCGCCGGUUUGGACGUCAGCGCCGCGGAAGUACUGAAGAUCGCCCGCAUGUUGUCCUACUGGCGGAACAAUCGCGACAGGAUCAUGUCGCAGCUAGUGAUAUGGUUGGACGAUCAUUCUCUGCCCAGCAACGUCAAGAAGACCAAAAGACAUACGCGUUACGGCGCCAUAAUACCUCAAGUAGUCGUUUCCGGAACUUUAACGCGACGUGCCGUGGAACCCACGUGGAUGACAGCGUCGAAUGCGCAUGUCGAACGAAUCGGUUCCGAGUUGAGAUGCAUGGUUCAAGCGCCGCCAGGAUACAACAUCGUUGGCGCCGACGUAGACAGUCAAGAGUUGUGGAUCGCUUCCAUUAUCGGAGACGCGCACUACAAAAGUAUUCACGGGGCCACGCCUUUUGGCUGGAUGACUCUAAUCGGCACUAAAUCCAACGGCACGGACAUGCACAGCGUCACCGCCAAGGCUAUCGGUAUCUCGCGCGACCACGCCAAGGUCAUCAACUACGCGCGGAUCUACGGCGCCGGUCAGAAGUUUGCCGAGCGAUUGCUGAAGCAGUUCAAUCCAUCCAUGACCGAUGCCGAAGCCGCUUCCAAGUCGCGCAAGAUGUUCACCUUGACCAAGGGUAAGAAGGUGUUUCAGCUGAAAGCUGAAUUUGUCAAUAACGACCUGGAAGACAAGUCUUACACAUCCUAUGAGGCAUAUCAAAUGGCGAAGUUGCACGGUAAAACGUUGCAAGACAUGUUCCAGAAAUACGAAUGGAUAGACGGCUCGGAAUCGGCCAUGUUCAACCGGCUGGAGCAGAUUGCUGGCCACAAAUAUCCGGUCACGCCGUUUCUCAACGCCAGAUUGAGUCGCGCCCUAGAGCUCACCAAUACCGAUAACGACGACAAGUUCCUGCCCACCAAGAUCAACUGGGUGGUGCAGAGCGGCGCGGUGGACUUUCUUCACUUGAUGCUGGUCUGCAUGAGAUGGUUGAUGAGAGACAACGCGAGAUUCUGUUUGUCGUUUCACGACGAAGUGAGAUAUCUCGUCCCGGCUAGGUACAAGUACAACGCUGCCCUGGCGAUGCACGUGACCAACUUGAUGACGAGAUCGUUCUGCGCCUCUCGUCUAGGCAUGAGGGAUCUGCCUAUGUCGGUGGCGUUCUUUACCGCCGUGGAAGUCGAUACCGUUCUUCGCAAAGAGUCCGCGCACGAUUGCAAGACCCCUUCGAAUCCUCACGGCCUGCAAAACGGAUAUGAAGUAUCGCCAGGCGAGACUUUAGACGUGUGGGCCGCCUUGGAAAAAUCUAGUGGCUCGUUAGGUUCAUGGAACGACGCGAAAAAUCGCAAACUUAAGUCGGCGGAGAAUUCUACCGUCCAAAAAUCGCCGCAAUCUUAUAAAGCUAAUUAAAUUAAAAUUACGAAAAUUGCAAAAUUAAUUUUUUUAUCGCAAUUUUUCAAAACUAUAGUUUAAGUCAGAAAAAAUUAAUGAAGGAAAAGGAAAACGGGGAAUAAAAAUUACGGUAUUUUUUUUAUUUAAU
Messenger RNA from Nylanderia fulva, 4016 nucleotides. RefSeq names its product DNA polymerase gamma, catalytic subunit tam (gene tam). Gene Ontology annotation, molecular function: DNA binding; 3'-5' exonuclease activity; DNA-directed DNA polymerase activity. NCBI's taxonomy places the organism in Eukaryota, Metazoa, Arthropoda, Insecta, Hymenoptera, Formicidae. Gene Ontology annotation, biological process: mitochondrial DNA replication. The record is from RefSeq and is a predicted model, not a curated record. Gene Ontology annotation, cellular component: mitochondrion; gamma DNA polymerase complex.